Molecule: messenger RNA, 2544 nt
Organism: Hydatigera taeniaeformis
Lineage: Eukaryota; Metazoa; Platyhelminthes; Cestoda; Cyclophyllidea; Taeniidae
Source: the annotation of a GenBank genome assembly
UGCAACGGUCAACAUCCAAGUGGAUCAGAUGUGAUGGAGGAGAGUAAAUCCAAAUCCACCGAUCGUUUUUACGAUCAAUCAGCGUCAUCAGCCGCUUAUCCUCAGACGUCUCAGUUUAGCUGCUACUCAAAUCCUGAGACCACAGGUUUCCUUGAGGGUAUGUUCACCAACACCACCACUGCUACAAGUGUUGUAGCACCUUCACCGGAUGGUAGUGUGCUGCCAACAACUAUAGGAUAUGACGCCACCAGUCAGUACGGCUUCGAUCCAACCACUGGACACUUUCUUGCUCCUGUCUCUUUCUUUUCUGGCACCAGUCAACCUGAGGGCAUCACCUCACACUCCUUAACUUCCCUUGACUCUCAGACUAUUGCAGCAUCGCACACCAGCAAACUUCAUCAUCAGCACACACCUCAUCACAAUCAUGGCCAUCAGCAUCAGCACCAUCAUCAUCACCAUCAACAGCGACCUCAACAAUUGGAGCAGCACAGAAGUUUGGAGGAAACGGCGUCCACGGGCCUUAGUCUCUCUCUCUCUCUCUCUCCAUGCAACGCAACGGCCGAAGCAGAGUGGCAUUCGAAGGGGCUAGGAACGGUAGGCAGGAUUGCGUACGAGGCCGCCACCCUUACCGCCCCUCUCCUCCCCUCCACUCCCCAACAGCCUUCAUCAUAUUAUGGAGGGAAGAAAAAAGGAAAGCCUCUCCGUAGUCGACAGUACAAACCCCUUUUUUUAUUUAUAGUUUCUUCAAACAGUUCGGUAACUGGUGCAGGUGGUAUCACACCCUCCGCCUACUUCUGGCAGUACAACGCGCAGUGCAAGGGUCCCAAAGCCAUGCGACUGAUCAACGGUGGAGCCACUUCACCUCUUUCCACCUCUACUAGUCCUUUGAGUAGCUGCUACGAUGGUAGCAGCAGCAUAGGUGUGAGUGGAGUGGGAAAUUGUUCUAUUGCUGCUCACUCCCUACCCCAGUAUCCUCUUGUGGUGUUUGAGGAUCCAGUUCAGAAGCGCAACGAUCUGGUGCACUGCUCAAAGCUGCGUCGGGGUGAUGGAAACGACGUGACACCGAAUAUCUUGCGACUACGCUCCAUGGGUGAUGAGUUGGACCGACUGUCAGCACAGAUAACACGCCAAGGGGAGAUCAUAAUGGCUGGUGGAGGAGGCGGUGGCAGUGGAUCAACAGGAGGUGGUGGAGGGGGAGGCGGCGAUUUGAAUGGACUCCUCCCACCCUCACGCUUUGACAUGGAGGCUGUUGUACCACCGUCCUGGCGUGUUGAAGAGGCCAAAAGGGAGAAAAAUAAAUUAGCCAGCAAGAUUUGUCGGCUAAAGAAGAAGGCCUUCCACGAGUCCAACAAAAUCAAAUACACAGGUCUUGGACUGGAGUACAGUAAGUUUCGCCUUUUGCUACCAAAUUAUCCACGUCGUGGUGGACCUCAUUCAAAACAUCCGAAAGUGGAAGGAAAAGAGUGGGCACGACAGAGUGUGACAAUCGACAAAUACCCGACUGGCGAGUUGAGGAACAUCGCUGCUGCUGCUGCUGCUGCUGCUGCUCCUGCCUUAUCUGAUUGCCUACUUGAUGUGGCGGCGACUGGACUGACUCCUAUUGUGUUUGUUUCAAAAGUCUCCUUCGUUCCAGAGGAGCUCGCCUGCCUGAUCACGAGUUUGAAGAAGAUGAUUGCCCAGCGCGUGAGUCCCUCACUCGCUAGGCUGCUUCAACAGUCUCAGCAAGUCGGCGAUAAAGGCGCUGCCGUCAAGGUAGGUGCUAGCACUGCAGGCGCAGAUGCUGAAAAGUCUGGAGGCAGUUCCGAUCCUGAGCAGACUGGUGCUUUAUUUUCACGUGCCAAGUGGCUUGCGUCAACUACCCAUGUGACUCGAGUUGCUGGUCGGAUGGACGCUUUUGUGGAGGAGGUAUUAAAUCUAACAAAGACAACUCAGACAAAGCAUCCACUGAUAAAGCGGUUAUCAAGCAGUUGUAAUAGUACAAGUGUUGCAGGUGGAGGAAGCAGGGAAAUUACUACAUCUGUAGCUCCGAAGUUCUCUUCAGUUGAACCAUCUCUGAACCAAUUGCCUGCAGAACCAGCGGACACGAGCUUUGCCUACGGCACUCACAGUGCUUAUGAGUAUGUCCAACGACCCGGCUUUUCGACAGCUCUGGAUCUAUCCAACAUGAUUCGGUCUGGAGCAGAACGGCCCGCAGACUACCACCAAGCAAACUACGACUGUGCUAGACAAGCUGAGUGGGGAGAUUACAGUACGGCUGGAGUGUACAAUGCGAUAUCCAUGGGUGAUGACACCAUUUACGAUACCACUGCUUAUAUUACCGCCUAUUAUCCCCAAGUUGGGGUUACUGCAGCUCAGGAAUUUCCCACCACCUACACACCACAAUUCUAUGAUGCAAUGAGCACACAGAGCAUGACAGGCUAUCAGAGUCUGCAACAGGCGACCACGAAGGUAUUGGGAGGCGAAGUCUCGGUCUCAACAGAUGUUCCGAAUGCGGAUAAUGGCAUUGCGGUUAAUUGCCCCCAGCGUCUGUCCGUCAUCACCUAA